Phascolarctos cinereus (koala) is the source of this 954-nucleotide messenger RNA. Its product is annotated as olfactory receptor 6K2-like. Lineage: Eukaryota; Metazoa; Chordata; Mammalia; Diprotodontia; Phascolarctidae. Gene Ontology annotation, molecular function: G protein-coupled receptor activity; olfactory receptor activity. Gene Ontology annotation, cellular component: membrane. The record is from RefSeq and is a predicted model, not a curated record. Gene Ontology annotation, biological process: G protein-coupled receptor signaling pathway.
AUGUCCUCCUUUGAUGUGGAGAGCAGAAAUUGGACCACUGCUCAGGAAUUCAUCUUUUCUGCUUUCCCCCACAACUGGGGAGAUGCUGUCAUCUGUUUUGUCCCAUUGCUCUUCAUUUAUGCCUUCAUCAUUGUUGGAAACUUGGUCAUUGUCAUAGUGGUCCAGAUAGAUGCCCACCUCCACACCCCCAUGUAUUUCUUUAUCAGUUCCCUCUCUUUCCUGGAGCUUUGGUAUACGACAUCCACUAUCCCACUCAUGCUUUCCAACCUGCUCAGUGAGAAAAAGAGCAUUUCCUUAAAUGGUUGUAUGGUGCAGUUGUAUUUUUUCCAUUCCACAGGCAUAAGUGAAGUGUGCCUUUUGACAGUUAUGGCCUUUGAUCGCUAUUUGGCUAUUUGCAGACCCCUUCAUUAUCCAACCAUCAUGACUCCCAGACUAUGUGUCCAAUUGACCCUGGUCUGCUGUGUCUGUGGCUUCAUCACACCCCUGCCUGAGGUUGUGUGGAUCUCCACACUGCCGUUCUGUGGCUCUAAUCACCUGGAGCAUGUCUUCUGUGAUUUCCUCCCACUUCUCCGCCUGGCCUGCACAGACACCCGGGCCAUUGUCAUGAUCCAGGUGGUUGAUGUGAUUCAUGCUGCGAUUGUCACAGCUGUGCUCCUCAUCCUCCUCUCUUAUGCUGGCAUUGUGGCUGUGAUCUUGCGCAUCCGUUCAGCUGAGGGUCGUAGAAAAGCCUUCUCCACCUGUGCUUCCCAUCAUGUCUUUGUACUGUUCUUUGGCAGUGUAGCACUCAUGUACCUACGUUUCUCAGCCACAUAUUCCUUGUUCUGGGACACAGUAAUUGCUCUGGCAUUCACUGUUUUGUCCCCAUUUUUCAACCCCAUUAUCUAUAGCCUGAGGAAUAAAGAGAUUAAGGAGACUGAAAAAACACAUGAGUCAGCCAAGGAUCUUUUCCUGUAA